Molecule: messenger RNA, 1259 nt
Organism: Gasterosteus aculeatus aculeatus (three-spined stickleback)
Lineage: Eukaryota; Metazoa; Chordata; Actinopteri; Perciformes; Gasterosteidae
Source: RefSeq, a predicted model, not a curated record
GAGAGAUGAGAGGGACGAGGAAGUGACUCUUUAUCAACAAGAGGAAGUAGAUUCAUCCUUUGUCUUUAAGACGGAAGAAGCAGAGAGACGAGAGACGGAGAGGAACCAUGGCUGAAUUCAGAGGGAUUCAAACCUCUUUGUUCCUGAUUCUGAUGCUUCAGUUUACAGAAGCAGCAACAGGACAACGUCUCACUGUCAGAGAUGGAGAUGAAGUCACUUUGCCUUGUAACAGUGUGACUGAGGACCAGAACAACUGUGACUCUAUUGUGUGGCUCUUCACUUAUUUAAGAAGCAGACCACCAGUAGUUCUGGUUAGAAACGGGAAGAUUGAAAAAGCCAAAGCUGAAUCAGACAGACUGAGUGUUUUACAGAACUGUUCUCUGGUUAUGAAGAUGGUCACACGUGGAGAUGUUGGUCUUUAUGUCUGCAGACAGUCCAGAUCAGGACGACGACAUAAAGAUGCUGAGGUUCAUCUGUCUGUUGUUUCCAUGACUGAAGAGACGAACAGAGACGAGGUGACGUUAAGAUGCUCUGUGUGGACGUAUGAACGAUGUCCACGCACAGUGAAGUGGAUGAAUGGUGGUCAAGAUGUGGACAAAGACAAAGAAGUGAAGACAUCACGGAAUUCCUGCUUCGCCUCUCUGUCCUUUAAGACUUCUCACUUCUUUUACACAUCAAGCUUCACUUCAUUGAAGUGUGAAGUGACCGAUGGAGACAAAGUGAUGCAGUUUUCUCCCUCAGGUGAUAAAACAGGUGAAGACACAACAACAACAACAACAACAACUGAAGAGGACACAAAAGGAGGAGACACUACGAAAACUUCUAUAAUCAGAGAAGCUUCAGCAGAACCACAAAUUUGGGUCUACGUCCUUUCGGCCGUUGUUCUUGUUGUUCUCUUGAUAAUCAUCGUGUUUGUCGUCAAAUGGAAGAUCAACAAAGGUGAGAGAGGAGAUGAAACUCAAACACACUUUAAGAAUAUUGAUGUGUCCAUGUCCCUGAGCGGCCAUGUUGUCUCCUCCGUGCAGGCCGGUCCUGAAGACGGUGUGUCCUACGCCACCAUCAGCUACACCCAGAAGGCCGACAGUAAAGCCCAGUCUGAUGAUGAUGAUGAUGAUGACUGUGCUACACCACUGAAGCUGCUCUGCGCGUCGCACCACAUCGUUGUUGGUCGGAGUAACCAUGGCGAUGAUGCGGUGACCUACUCGACCGUGAAAGCUUCCUCCGCUGAUCCCAGCAACGUCUACGCCAGCAUCACCUGA